UCUGUUACCACGGCUACCACGUGAGAACUGGCACCAUGCGGAAAUGAAACUGAGUGAUGAAGUACAACAAUAACAACAGUCCUACAGGCGCGAUUUAAAGUAAAAAAAUGGGGAUUACAAAGUUAGCGAAUCUUAUUCACUUUGACGCGCCAGACGCUGUGCUCAACAAAGAGAUCGGCGAUUAUUCUGGAAAGAUUAUAGCACUGGAUACAUCUAUUGUGGUGAAUCAGUUUCGCUCUGCUCUGCCCAGUCAUCUGAAGCUAAGUCCUCUCACAGGCUUGUUUUACCGCACGCUUACUUUCCUGGAGCAUGACAUCAAGCCUGUCUUUGUGCUUGAUGGCAGACCACCCGAUCAGAAGAGAGCUGUGCUGGAAAAAAGAGCUCAAAGCACAGGCUGGAACAGCUCACAGAGCUCCAGCACAGUGUCCAAUUUUAAAGAAGACUGCCAGUGUCUCUUACAGCUCAUGGGUGUGCCAUGCAUCAAGGCUCCAGGUGAAGCAGAGGCGCUGUGUGCCCAGCUGGUCAAAAGUGGCACAGUUAAUGCUGUAGCCUCUGAGGACAUGGACACACUAGCAUUUGGAGGAACUGUUCUGCUCCGCCAGCUCAAUGCAAAGAGAGACAGUGAGGUCACAGAGUACUCCUUACCAAAGCUAUUGGAAGCUCUACAGCUGACAUAUAAUCAGUUUGUUGACCUGUGUAUCUUGCUGGGCUGUGACUACUGCGAUAAGAUUGGGGGUCUUGGACCGAGUCGAGCACUGAAGCUAAUUAAACAGCAUCAUACUAUAGAGGGUGUGAUGGAACAUGUCAACAGAAAGACACAUCCAAUCCCUCCAAACUGGCAGUACAAGGAUGCCCGCGAGCUGUUUUUUGAAAUCCCAAAAAUCGACGAGCCUGUCCUGGCCUGGAGUGAACCUGAUGAAGAGGGCCUGGUGCAGUUCCUGUGCAGAGAGAGGCCUUUGAAGGAAGAAAGGGUGCGGGGACGCAUGAAGAAGUUUCGUGAGUCUCUCUUAAAGAGAAGAGAGCAGAGGGAGGUGGAUGAGAAAAUGGGCCAAACUCGACAGUCACGUAUUGAGGAAUUUUUCCGUGCAACACGGAGGAGAAAGGCUGAGGCUGCAGCUGUGGGAGCAUCCAAUGAGAGAAAGCGACAGAAAGUGAAAUAAUAUGGACGCUUUUGAAUUUUGAAUCUUAUGCCAUUGAUCAAACCAUCAUGUGGAACAAAGAGUCAAAAGUAUGAUGGUAUGCAUCUGUUUUAGAUGCUUAAAUUCCUUAGUUUUUUAUUUUGUUCAAAUGGCAACAUAAUGUAAAUCCAGUGCCAAGAAAAUAUUUGUUUUUAAUGUUUUUGUAUCAUGUACAAAAGAAACGUUUAUGUUCGGGAGCCUGUAUUAAAUUACAGAUUACUUCUUUUUAUUUAUAAAAAAAAUAUACUGUGUUUCAUUGUUGCA
Carassius carassius (crucian carp) is the source of this 1442-nucleotide messenger RNA. RefSeq names its product probable flap endonuclease 1 homolog. Lineage: Eukaryota; Metazoa; Chordata; Actinopteri; Cypriniformes; Cyprinidae. Gene Ontology annotation, cellular component: nucleus. Gene Ontology annotation, molecular function: magnesium ion binding; 5'-flap endonuclease activity; manganese ion binding. The record is from RefSeq and is a predicted model, not a curated record. The transcript is spliced from 11 exons. Bases 108 to 1160 code for a protein of 350 amino acids.